This is a messenger RNA of Rosa chinensis, 1751 nucleotides long. RefSeq lists its product as uncharacterized. The transcript has 2 exons. The record is from RefSeq and is a predicted model, not a curated record. Bases 789 to 1751 code for a protein of 320 amino acids. NCBI's taxonomy places the organism in Eukaryota, Viridiplantae, Streptophyta, Magnoliopsida, Rosales, Rosaceae.
UUCAGUUCUUCUUUGUUUGCUCUGUGUGAAGAAAAAAAAGCCCUCAAUCCCAACACCUCUGAUUCCUUCCAAAGUUCUCUACUUUUUCUCUCCCCGAAUCUCAAUGUCGAUUUCAUCUUCUUCUUAUUCCGGUGGGUUUCUCACGUCCGAGCCCUCAAAUUCGAUGGUGGCCUCCUCGUCUUCUUCUGGGUCUGUGAUGCCAACGCUGCCGUUAGGUAUGAAGAUGUCAUUCAUCCCCACCGAUUCACUGCUCGUCAGGUUUAUUCUCCACGAUUCUGCCCCGAAUUUUAUUAUUACUGAUUGCGAUCUAUUUGGCCAGGAAGAGCCCUGGGAAAUCUGGGACAGAUAUCUAGGGUUUCUAAACCAAUACAACCCAGAUGAACUUUACUUCUUCAUGCCUUCGUUAAAGAAACUGAGCCCUAAUGGUGGUUCAAGGAUCAACCGAACAAUUGGCGGUGGUAGUUGGACUCAGAAGGAGCCAAUCAAGUUUGUGUGCGACGAUGAGGACGAGGGCAGAUCAAUUGGGGUGAAGAGAAAGCUUAGAUAUCACAACCAAGGGUCAGAUCAACAUGUGCAGUGGUGUUUGGAUGAGUAUACUAGUGUUGAGGUUGCUAAUUCAUGUGCAAUUUUUCGGCUCCGGAAAAACGAGCGACAAUACAAAUCACUAUGUGGUAUUUGUGUGGAAGACUUCAUUCAGCCUCUACCAUUAGGAAGAGCCUUGGGAAAUUUGGGACAGGUAUUCCGUGGUUUUUAACAACUCAGACCUUUUGUACUUUUUCACAUCGUCUAUGAAGAAACUGGGCUCCAAGGGGAGGGUUUGUAAUUUUGGUCGAAGAGUUGGGUCUGGUACAUGGAACCAAAAGGAGGCUGCCAAAUUGGUGUAUGAUGAUGAAGGCGAGGCCGAUCAAGAAAGAAAGCCAAUUGGGAGAAAGAGGAAACUUAGAUAUGUUAACCAAGGCUCAGUGCAUCAUGGGGAGUGGUAUUUGGAAGAGUAUACAAGCCUUGUUGAUGAGGGUGCGAUUUUGCUUCUUCGAAAAAACGAGCGGUACAAAGCACCAGCUGCAUCAAUGUCGUCAGGAAUUCCAAGUGAAAAGAAGAGGAAACACGGAGAAAUUGAUCGAUUGGAGGAAAAGAAGCCUAGAAAGAAAAAAGCGUCGAGACAAAGCCAAACUACUACCAGUCCGACAAUGCCUAUUCAACAACGAGAACCUGGCAAUGGUGAUGAUAAUUUCGUGUUCUUCAAGGGUAUUGAUAUUGGAACAUGGGAGUUUCCUUCUCUGGAUGAUUUUGUCAUGGCUUGCCCUCCUCCACUUGCGGAAUGUGAUCAAGAAGCAUUAGCAACCCUUGAGUUUCCUUCUCUGGAUGAAUUUGUCAUGGCUUAUCCUCCUCCACUUAAGGAUUGCGAUCAAGAAGAAUUAGCAACCCUUGAGUUUCCUUCUCCAGAAGACUUGGCUUCUCCUUCUCCUCCUCUUGACGACUGUGACCAACAAGUAAUAGCAGCAGUCAAUAUUGAUGAUAAUCAUGAUCUCACGGGAUCCUGUAAUGAUGAUGAUAUUGCAACAUGGAGUUUUCCUAUCGUGGACUAUUCAUUGACUUCUCUUCUUCAAGGAAAAUGUGAUGAACAAGCAUUAGCAUUAGUCAACAGCGAUGAUUAUCUACAUUUCGUGAAAGAGGAUACUGGAGCAUGGUGUCCUGCUUUUGUGGAUGAUUUCUUGAUGGCUCUUCUUGUGGACUGUGAUGAACAAGCAUAG